ACAAGCCGCCGUCACACACCCGAGCGGAAAAGGCAGCAAUGAGCUCCUCCUUUCCAAACUGUGACUCCGCAACGUCAUUGCUGAAAACCUCAUCGAGAAGAUCCACGCACGUCCACGAGCGCGCGACGGAGAUCCGGGGGAGCCAUCAUCAGCACCAUCGCCACCGUCCUGCCGCCGCCGCCGGGCUCCACAGCAACGGAACCGCCGAGGAGGCUCUCUUGUCGGCCGAGAGCGACGUCAGCGCCCGGAGACCGCUGUGCCACCCUUCGGUCGUUGGAAGUCGGGACAGAGGUGAAUCCGUGAGGGUCAAGUGUCGACCCCACGUAUCUGACAGCCACCUCGUGGACCCCCCUGAGCCUCACGGCGAGGCCGGCCGCGGCGUGAGGGAACGCGGCACUCACCGACACCACCGCCGCAGGAAGCACAACCGCGAGGAGCGACCGCCCGAACCGGAGCCGCCGCCGGAGCCGGAGCCGGAGCCGGAGCAUCGCCGCCGUUGCCGCGCACGCCCUCCCCCGGGGAUGCCCUCUCUUUUGCACAGCCGCGACGACAGGACUCCCCUGUGCGAGCCGCCGGAGCAGGAGAGGGCAGUUUGGAGCAAAAGCGGGGGCCAGGCCACUCGGUCCCCGCCGUCCGCCAGCUCUCCUGUGCCGCUGUCCAGCACCUCCUCUCGCCGCUCCCGGAGGACCAGUGCUGCUUCGUCUGCAUCGGAUGGCAACCUACGUGCCGUCCUCAAUUCACUCUUUGGUCAGGACAGAGAGCUCCGUCCAGAGGAAAUGGAUGAGUUGCGGGACGCAUUUAAAGAGUUUGACAAGGACAAGGAUGGUUUUAUCAGCUGUAAAGACCUUGGAAACUGCAUGAGAACUAUGGGAUACAUGCCUACUGAAAUGGAGCUGAUCGAAUUGAGCCAGCAGAUAAAUAUGAACCUGGGCGGUCAUGUUGAUUUUGAGGAUUUUGUAGAGUUAAUGGGUCCAAAACUCCUUGCCGAAACUGCGGACAUGAUAGGAAUAAAAGAAUUAAAAGAUGCCUUCAGAGAGUUUGACACAAAUGGAGAUGGUGCCAUAAGUACGUCUGAGCUCCGAGAUGCAAUGCGAAAGCUUCUGGGCCAUCAGGUGGGUCUAAAUGAAGUGGAGGAUAUUCUGCAGGAGGUUGAUUUGAAUGGGGAUGGGCUUGUUGACUUUGAAGAGUUCGUACGAAUGAUGUCUCGUUAAGCUCAUCCAAUGAUCGGUCAUAAAUGUGAAGCCUCACCCCUCGCAAUACUUGAUCGAAUAGAAGAGAGGACGCGUUAAGAUUUCUGAGCCAUUCAAAUUUUGACUGACACUGGAAUUUCAACUCCUUGAAUGUUCUGGAGUGAAGAGUCACCUCAAACUUUCAAUCAAUGUGUUCUUCCUGAAAUAUCUCCAGUCCAACUGAGGCAGAACUUGCUGUAGCCUAGCUUAUGAUUGUACAUUUGUUUUUGCACUUUUUUGCACUUAAUAAUGUCCCGUGUGCAUAGAUUGCAGGUGUUAUGUCUCAUCUUCUCCAUGGUGACAUUAUUGUCUUAAAAUAUUGCCUUCUUCUAUAUGUUAGACAAAAUCAGGAUAUGAGAAUACCUGCUCGUAGAUACGACUUAAAGAGUGCACUGUUAAAUGUUUUCACACUUGAUGUGCUGACCAUUGUCUGAUGAAAAAUGUAUAUUUGGGAUGUCCUUUCUGUGACAUUGGUGCCCCACCUUGGAGCCCUUGUAGCAAUACUGCAUCUGUAUCAGACCUGUGUGUGAUCAGCUGUUAUUUGUCACUGUGCUAUUGCUAUUAAGCAUCACUCAGACAGCCACAUGAAAUGUACAAAAUCAGAACUGUGAAAUCCUAUCAUUAAUGUUAUUCCUGCAAUCAGACCACAAGCAGUUGAUAUAACAUACCUCUUGGCUCUUGAUAUAAAACGUUUAGAUUGAUUUCCUGGUGAAGCUGAAAUCUAGACAACCAAAGUUCUAGCUGUCUCCAUCCUGUUGUGGUUUUCAGCACACGCCACAGUGAAUUUAGAGAAGUUUCACAUCACACAGUAUUUCCUUGCUCACAGGCUCAAAGUCACUGAGUUGUCAGUCUAGCUUUAGUAACACAAAAUGUUGGAAUGACAUGUGUGAACAGUAUUUUACAGUGAGUGUCAGUAUCAAUAUGAUUGUCGUUGUGGUAAGGUCUCUCAAAUAUCUGUGGUUGAAGCAAAUUCUAUGCAUGUCAAAGAGAGACGUCCGUUCAAUAUGCACAUUUGGAUUUUGGCCUCACAUAAUAAAAAUAUUUUGCCAAGUACAGUGUACAAAAUAAAUGUCAAGACGUUGCAUUCCUA
Messenger RNA from Phycodurus eques (leafy seadragon), 2319 nucleotides. RefSeq names its product calcium binding protein 1a (gene cabp1a). The record is from RefSeq and is a predicted model, not a curated record. Lineage: Eukaryota; Metazoa; Chordata; Actinopteri; Syngnathiformes; Syngnathidae. Gene Ontology annotation, molecular function: calcium ion binding. Bases 39 to 1211 code for a protein of 390 amino acids. The transcript is spliced from 7 exons.